Messenger RNA from Canariomyces notabilis, 3366 nucleotides. RefSeq lists its product as uncharacterized. The coding region runs from base 1 to 3366 and encodes 1121 amino acids. The transcript is spliced from 2 exons. Lineage: Eukaryota; Fungi; Ascomycota; Sordariomycetes; Sordariales; Chaetomiaceae. The record is from RefSeq and is a predicted model, not a curated record.
AUGGUUGCUCAAGACCUGCCCCAAGGGGCACCCUCCCCCUACCACGGGCUACUUGACACAAAGACUGCUUCAUCCGAAGCUUCGUCCCUUUGUCUACCGCAGCGCCCGGUCCCCCUGCCACUCGGGCCCCGCGAAACAUUGGACCAAACGGACGCUUUCCCCGAAUUACCAGAACUGCCGUCGCUUCCCAGCCAGGCCCUGCCGCGCAGUGCCCGUUCUCUCAGCCUGGCCCAGAUAUCCGGUCCUGUCAAGCGCAAGCCGCUGUCGUCAACUGCCUCGCCUGCCGCCAUCAGGUACUCCAAGGGGGGCUCUAUUGCUGCCGUUGAGGGCCUCCCAAAGCCCGAGCAGCGCUUUGCGAGGUCCUGCUCGCUCGACAGCCCCACGCUCUACGAAUUCCCUGACCACCGCAGCCUGCUUGCUACCAGUGCGCUGAGUACAUUGAGCUGGCCAGCCAGUCCUGACAGCAGCCAACCAUCUUCUCCCGCCUCUGAGCAGUUCGUGCAACCCUCGCUCCCGCCCGUCGAUGCGGGAGACGUACCUCGAAACAUAGCGGAAAGCGACCUUGCAGCCGCUCAAACACCAAGCACGCCUGCACAGGACGAGGACGUUGGCGCUGAAACAGCCAGUCAGGGAACUGAGGAAUCGGAUCCGUACGAUUCAUACGGCCUGGAUUAUCACAUCCCCGAUUCCCCGGGCUCGGACUCGCAGGUGGCCAAGAGGACCACCCUCAUUAAUAAUAAUAAUUCGCGGACAAUGUCAAUGUUUGGGCGGAAGUCCCCCCCACCGCAUCUUAAUCUUGGAUCGAGUCAAAACAUAGAUUUACCGGCCACAACAUCCGCAACCUCGUUAGAAAGCAGUAAUCUUAAUAAGCCGCUACCGAAAUCGCCAGCAUCCUCCAAGCUCAGCGCCAUCUUCGGCUGGGCCAGGUCCUCUUCUCCGUCAACACAAACAGACUUUUCGGACAAGGGCUUCUCGCCUCUUCCCUCCCCCUCGUCGCCCAGAGCCACGACCAUCGUGACCGAGUCGUAUGAGACAGCAGUCUCAGCAAAGGAACGAAGCUAUUCAAAUGCCGCUGAGCAGAACCCCCUGCGUUACUGCGAAAAUUAUCUCCAGACACCCGCAGACAGCACAACAUCACUGGACCAGCUCGAGGAGAUGGAGGACGAGCUGAAAGCGAUAAGCGCCGAAUUGGCGGCGUCCAUUCGGCGCGAGAUGGAUCUUGAAGAUCUAGUAGAAAGGCUACAGGAGCAGGUCAACAACCCUCAAGCGCCGGGAAAGCGAACGAGCGACUACUACUCCGACUCUGGGUACAGUUCGGCAAAAUUCAGCGACUACGACCAGGCCAAAGAGGAGAUCUCGCAGAUUCAGCGCAAGGCAGAACAGGAGAAGGCACAGCUACGAUUGGAACUGACCAGCAAGCUUCAGGACGAGCGCACAAAGCGCCGUCUCUUAGACCAGCAAAUCCAAGAGCUCUCCAAAAGGGCAUCGCAGAUUGAUGUUACUCAGAUUAACACAAAUGACGCAAGCGCACGAGUUCAGGAGCUCGAGAGCAUGUGUGAGGACUUGACUAGGCGGCUCUCUGAAGAGCGGCAGGUCAAAAGCAACUUUGAGGACCUCCUUGGCGCAUUGAAGGGGCAGCUCCAGACGGCAACGAACGAGCGGGACAACUUACGCGACGAGAUUGUUCCUCAGUUGCGGGCUCGUGUUGAAGGACUUGAAGCUGAGGCUGCGGAGCAUGCUAAGCUCGCCUACGACACGUCCAAAAUGCAGCAGGAGCUCCAACUGCUCAGGUCGGAGAAUUCCGAGCUCAAACAGACCGGUAGUCGCAUGUCGAUGGCACUAUCAAGGUCAGCAUCCGUUACCGGCGGCUCAUAUAGGGGAAAGAUGCGCGCGCAAUCCAUCACGCGGUCGAACAGUACGAGGCCAAUGGAGCCUCGCGAGGUCUUGGCCGAAAGGUUGAAGGAUGUCGAGGCUCAGCGGGAUGCAUUACACAGCGCGCUCAAGAGCCUACUCGAGAGGCAGGAGAUUCAAAACCGCGAGAACGCUAGGCGGAUUCAGCAACUCGAGAUGGAGCGAGAUCGGUUGCUCUCGACGUCGCCCAAGAAAGCCGGCUAUGAGAGGGAAGUUUCAAAUCUCCGGGAAGAGAUUGCCGUCUUGCGUCGGCGGGCAGAAGAAGCUAUAGAGCAAAAAUGGCAAGUUGAAAAGGGAUUAAGCGGCCUCAAGAUUGACCUAGAUCGGGCUGAGGAGGAGAUUGCAUCGCUACGCAGUCUUCUCAAAGAGAAGGAUAUCCUAAUCCCGGAAACGCCCGGCCGGCCGUCCAGUCGCCAAGACAGCUCCGCAUCGCCGGUGACAUCCGCCUCGCUAGAAAAGGCUUACCAGGAACUUCAAGCUGCAUACACAGAGGCGCUGGAGCGGAUAAAGACGCUAGAGGAGAGCACAACAUCGGACGAAAAGACUCAGCUUGCAAUCCAACGACUCCAGCACUCGCUAUCGGCCGCCAUUUCCGACCGCAACCUUGCCCAGUCGGAAGCUGCUUCCUACCGCACCCAGCUCGAGUCCUUGCAAACGCUGGAGAAGCAACACCUCGAGACGGAGCGCGACUUGGCCGACCAAUUGCACGAAUCAGCACGGCGGGUCGAGGAGCUUGCGCAGCAAGUCCGCAGCCAGCUCGAGGCAAACUCGGCGUUGCGCAGCCGUCUCGCCGAUACCAUUGCCCGCGGUGAGUCCGAGCAGCGGGUCAGCACGGAGCGCAUCGCCGGGCUGCAGAACCGCCUCCGCCAGUUGGAGGAGAAGGUCAUUGCCGCCCAAACGUCAGCAGAAGAGCGGGUAGCCCGACACGAGGAAGAGCUUGCCCAGCUCAAGGAAUCCCACAACAGCCAAUUGCAACGCCUCCGCGACGCAUCCGGCUCCAUGCGCGGCCGCCGUCAGUUCCCACCCAAAUCCCCCCUCUCGCCCAUGUUCAGUGCCCGCAACGGAGUAGCGGGAGGACUCAACGCUGUCAAGUCGCCGCGCCUGUCGACCCCGCUACUGGGUCCUCUUCACCCAUAUGCUCAAGCAGGUGUUCGCCCGGCUCUAAGGCGCUCGAUCACGGCAUCUGAGGAUGGUGAGGCUUCUGCGGGCAUGGUGGCGCAGGUAGAGGCACUCAAACGCCGGGUCGCCGAGCUCGAGGGUGCGCUCGCGGCAGCCGACGCCGAAAUGCAGGAGGUGGUUGGGCGCAUGAACACAGCGCAAAUCGAGGUCAUGACGCUGCAGGAGCAGAGAGAAGAAGCCGUGCGCGAGACGAGACGGCUUCAGCGUCUGCUUGAGGAGGAGAGAAUGAAUGUGUUUGAGGGCAAGUUCAAGAGUCUAUCUACUCAAGUCAGGUAG